GACUGAAAACAGUGAAAUAUCAGAUUGUGCUGACGAGCUACAGUUGCUCCAAGACAUUUUUAUUUCAUUUAGCAAUUGAAAAAGGAUAAAAAAAAUAGUGAAGGAUGUCGGACUUGUUUAGCUCGUCCUCUUUUGAUGAGGCCCCAAAGACCCAGAAACCAGGAUCGGUGGACGCAGAGCUGGAGAAUUUCUUGGCAGUCGAGAAACAAAAGGCCCAACUCACAGCUCAGAUAAAUGAAUUCAAUGACUUCUGCUGGGACAAAUGCGUGGACAAACCCGGGGCUAAGCUAGACGCAAAGACUGAAACUUGUUUAAAUAAUUGUGUCGACAGAUUCAUCGAUGUCUCUUUAUUAAUCACAAACAGAUUCGCCCAGAUAUUGCAAAAAUCAGCUGGUGGAAUGUGAUGCGUAAAACGAGAGAUACAAAAUUAUAGUAAAUAUUUUUUUUAUUUACCACCAGUUCCAAAGAGGAGAAUAUAUCAAUUCGAUUUGGGUGUUGGAUUCAUUUCAGUUUGUGAAAAUAAUAAAGAAUAAUUUAAAAGUGUAA
Messenger RNA from Fopius arisanus, 546 nucleotides. RefSeq names its product translocase of inner membrane 8 (gene Tim8). The record is from RefSeq and is a predicted model, not a curated record. The coding region runs from base 105 to 404 and encodes 99 amino acids. The transcript has 3 exons. Lineage: Eukaryota; Metazoa; Arthropoda; Insecta; Hymenoptera; Braconidae.